Messenger RNA from Blepharisma stoltei, 1146 nucleotides. The record is from the annotation of a GenBank genome assembly. Lineage: Eukaryota; Ciliophora; Heterotrichea; Heterotrichida; Blepharismidae.
AUGAACUCUGAUGUAUUUAUAUGAAUAUCCUGGCCUGUUGUGAUGCUCUUACUAAGCUUAGCUUAUUAUAAGUACAUUAAAUUUUUGAAAUCGAUCAACGAUUACAGUUUACAUUCAAGAUGUCGUCAGAUCGUAUUUUCUGCAACAAUAUCUAACUGCAUAGAAGCAAAUUCGCUAUUGUCUUUGGGAUUUCUCACUAUCUUACGGCUUGAAGAAACUUAUCGUUAUGCUUUAUUUUUCUAUGUCGUUUCGAUUUACUCUCACCACUGGCAUUUUUGCUCAAAUAUCCUGAAAAUUUACAGACUUAAUUUAUUGACUAAAUUAAAACUAGGUCAGUAUUCUUCUCUUGAAAAAUUUCAAAGACGGGAAAAAAGAGUUGAAUGAUCAUGAAACAUUAGAGUUAUUGUUAUCUAUACAAUGGCUUCAGCUCUCCCUUCACUUUAUUUUCUAAUUGAUGCAGUGCUAGAAAAGACUCCAGAAAGAGUUUAUGGACUGACGAAUGAUAUGUAUAUUUUUGUGUGGACUUUAUGAGACAUUUUUGAGCUGGUUCUCAUAUGUAUAUUUUUGAUAAAAUUAUACAAAAACCAAGUAAAUAACAAACUCAAGCUUGAGCUUUGCUUAAUGGGAAUUAUAUGGUCAAUGUCCUUAACUUCUGCAUGCUUCACCGCAGAUAACGUUUAUUAUUAUUUGCUCAUAGUCUUGCCUCUUCGAAAUAUACUCAUCAUAAUAUCCGCAUUCAUAAUAUCUUGAAGAGACUUAAAUGAAAUAGAAGCACCGCUUCCUAUAGAUAUAGACUCAAAAAUGAUAUUUGAGCAUAGAAGGAUUUAUGAACAGUUUAUGAAGUUCAAUAAAAAAAAUAACGCUAUUCACGAAAAUUAUAUAAAUUUAAUUGUAAAAAUUGAAAAGUUUGAAAUCGAUCCAACAAUUAAGAAUGCUGAUGAAAUUAUGGAUGGAUUUUUGAAGGAAAAGAGAAUUAGCAUUCCUGAUAGCAUGUGUAGUAAGCUUAGUUCUGAUCUAAGAUACUAUAUGAAACAUGGAGAUUUGGAGAGAUAUUUUUUUACAGAGUUGAAAAAAUACAUUUAUUUUUAUUAUAUUGAUCCCGCAUUUGAAAAGUUUAAGGAGUCUAAAUACUUUGUCAGAAUUUAG